Messenger RNA from Brassica rapa (field mustard), 1685 nucleotides. RefSeq names its product metacaspase-8. Gene Ontology annotation, molecular function: cysteine-type endopeptidase activity. NCBI's taxonomy places the organism in Eukaryota, Viridiplantae, Streptophyta, Magnoliopsida, Brassicales, Brassicaceae. Gene Ontology annotation, biological process: proteolysis. The record is from RefSeq and is a predicted model, not a curated record. Gene Ontology annotation, cellular component: cytoplasm.
UUCUCCCCAAUAGAAAGUUAGUUAUUUAUUCACUCGUCAAUGGCAAAGAAAGCGCUUUUGAUCGGCAUCAACUACCCUGGAACCGCCGUCGAGCUACGUGGCUGUGUCAACGACGUCCGUCGCAUGCAGAAGUGUCUCAUCGACCGUUAUGGAUUCUCAAACAAGGACAUAACGGUUCUGAUCGACACAGACAAAACCAGCAUCCAACCCACCGGCAAGAACAUCCGCGAGGCUCUCAAGAAACUCAUCGCUGAAGGAGAACCCGGUGAUGUUUUAGUGUUCCAUUACAGUGGACAUGGCACGAGACUCCCAACAGAAGAAGGAUUGUUCGACGCAACAGAUUAUGAUGAGUGUAUCACUCCUUGCGAUAUGAAUCUGAUCACAGACAAUGAGUUUAGAGACAUGGUGGCAGAGGUGAAAAAGGGAUGUCUGCUGACGAUAAUCUCGGACUCUUGUCACAGUGGUGGUCUCAUAGAGGAAGCAAAAGAACAGAUCGGGGAGAGCUACGUGAACAAGCCAAGAUCUAGAAUUGUUACUUUCUUGGUUAGCAUUGUAAGGAGUUUGCUAACGACUUGUGGAAUAUCCUCGAAUGAUUCUCAGAGAGGAAGUGGAGGAGGCCACGAUAGUUUCACUAGAGAGAGCGAGUUAGAGGACGGCGAGACAGUAGAUAUGAAAACAAGAUAUCUACCUCUCGAUAGUUACAUAACUCUUCUCAAGGAACAAACCGGACAAACCGAUAUCAAAUAUGGGAAAAUCAGACAAACACUUGUUAAAGUGUUCGGCCAAGACUCAAGUCCGAAUGUUAUGCUCUCUAAUUCGAUGAAAAGAAAUGCUCACAGAGGAUUGCUAAGUAUGUUCGUAGGCAAGCGCGAGGUUAAUACAGAUGGUGCAGGAUCUGAAGUUAAAAGUAAGCAUCCCAACAACGGUAUUUUGUUAAGUGGGUGUCAAACAGAUCAGAGAUCAGAGGAUGUAUACGUGACAAGAACUGGAAAAUCAUAUGGAGCGUUCAGUGACGCAAUUCAGACAAUAUUGUCGGGGACGAGACAGGAAAUAACGAACAAAGAGAUGGUUUUGAGAGCUAGAGAGAUUCUCAAGAAACAAAAGUUUGGUCAACGGCCAGGUUUAUAUUGUCAUGACCGUUAUGUUAAUAUCCCAUUUAUUUGCUAACACACAUGGAAUUCAUUAGAGACUUUUUUUUAUGGUAUAAGUUUACUUUUUGUGUGAUUUAAAAAUUUAAUUGAAAUGCUUAUAUAUUUUUUAUUUGGGGAUGACUUAAGUGUCUCAGUGACUAGUGAUUCAAAUAAUGUACAUGUUUUUCUCUACAUGAUUAUUUCAAUUAUUUGCAUACUAAAAUGGUGAGGUGCUAACAACCACACUACGCAAUUUUCAUGGAUAGUUAGCUCGUAAAUUGUAGUGAGACCAGAAUUAGAUAUACGUAAAUUGUAGUUGUUGUAAAUAACACUACAUUGUGUACAUAGGACCGACUCGAUCGAUUUUAUUAUAUGGUACUGAUCAGAUCACCAAACUAAUUCCGGUUCAAUAAUAAACUUGGUCUUAUGACUGAAGAAAUCUCAGUGGAAAACUCAAAUUCCGGUUAGACUAUUUUUGCGGAUAUCCGAAAACUCAAAUCCAAACCAGCAAAAACGCAAAAAAAAAAAAAAAAAUUAUAUUUCUUUUGAAAAUUU